Messenger RNA from Emiliania huxleyi CCMP1516, 327 nucleotides. RefSeq lists its product as hypothetical. Bases 1 to 327 code for a protein of 108 amino acids. The transcript is spliced from 2 exons. Gene Ontology annotation, cellular component: transcription elongation factor complex. Gene Ontology annotation, molecular function: RNA polymerase II complex binding. Gene Ontology annotation, biological process: transcription elongation by RNA polymerase II. The record is from RefSeq and is a predicted model, not a curated record. Lineage: Eukaryota; Haptophyta; Isochrysidales; Noelaerhabdaceae.
AUGAAGAUGGCACGCUUCUUCUCAUCGGGCAAGCGCAAAAAGGCCAAGCCGCCGCCGAAGAAGGCACGGCCGAAGGUCGCGACAGUCUUUGACUGCCCGUUCUGCGGCAACAGCGAGUCGUGCAGCGUCAAGAUGGACUACGAGCACUCGCAGGGCAUAAUCAGCUGCGAUCAGUGCGGGACCAGUCACGAGUCGCGCAUCACGCGUCUCUCUGAGGCGAUCGACGUGUACGCAGAGUGGAUAGACAUGUGCGAGGAUGUCAAUACGAACGGCGGCGCGCGGGUGGCGGCGCGCGAGGCGGAGGAGGACCUGGAGGACGACUUUUGA